Messenger RNA from Owenia fusiformis, 2064 nucleotides. NCBI's taxonomy places the organism in Eukaryota, Metazoa, Annelida, Polychaeta, Sabellida, Oweniidae. The record is from the annotation of a GenBank genome assembly.
UCAUAAUGUAUUAGACAUUAACAGAUUGCUUACAAACAAUCUGAAGCAUUUUUAAUAUAAACAUGGACUUAGGCCCAUGACCUAACUUUACAGCUAAAGCCUCACUGCCCAACAAUUGCCUAUAAAAGGAUAAAAUGACAAUGAAAAUAUUAAUCCUGUGGUCAGUGACAUUGGCAAUACUCUAUCAGGAUCUUCAUGCAGACACUCAUCUUAUUGUGACUCAGCUGAACAAUACUCAUCCAAACAGUACUCAACUUAACAUUUUUAAAACGAAUGGUACUAAUCCUAGCAGUACUUUGGGUAGCAGUACUCAGCUUAACAAUACUCAAACAAGCAGUACCCAAAUUAAUGUUACUCAAGUAAAUAAUAAUCAACAAGAUGAUAUCGAGGACACUGGUGAAUGUGGUUCACCUAUUGAUCUGUAUAAGAACUGUGUUUUGAAUACAUGCAGUGGAAGAUGUGGGGAUAGAGCUAAUUACUCCAUCCCUGGCAGUUUAUGCUCUUGUGACAACGCUUGCACUAUUUAUGGAGAUUGUUGCAAGGACUUCAAAUCAAAAUGUGGCAAUUUUAGCCAAGGUGACUUUGUUCAAUUGAAACCGACUGAUUUUACAUGCAAGAAGCAUGCUCCUGACAAGUAUGUCUUUAUGAGAGUAACCUGUAAGCCGAGCUACAGCAACGAGGCUGUCAUCAAGGAGUGUUACAUGAAUUCUGGGUUUGAAGGCAUGGUACCGGUCUCAGAUCCUAAGACUGAGAUUGUAUAUUCCAAUUACUUCUGUGCACUGUGUAAUGAUGUGACAUAUGUCGUGCCUUGGGAGCUGACAGUUAUGUGCAAAAAAGCUGGGCUCCCAAAAAAUGACAUUAGAUGGAGCGAACUUAUGUUGUCAUUUCUUAACUCUAAUAUUGUUGGAAGGAGAUGUGAUAUAUACACUCAACCAUCAAUAGCCCUCAAAAGUGUGAUUCCAGUCAAAUGUGCUCCUGUUGAUUCAAAAUGUUCUUGGAGAUGUAGAGAUCCCAGCAUCAUAAAACUCUGUAAGAAUGGAGAAUAUGACCCGCAAUAUGACCAAUUUGGACUUGUUCGAAACAACCAUUGCUUUCAGUGUCUGAAUUAUGGACUGCGUGACAAAUGUCCAUUUGGAGAUAGGAAGUCAAUAGAACAAUUGGUAUAUAUGUUUUCUUACACUCUUCUGUUAGAUGUAGUAGAGGAGGCCGUAUUUAGUGUAAAACUUAAAUCAGGAUUUGGUAUUAACAAAAUCAACUCAGAAGCAGAGAUUGAUCAUGGUGAAGUACGUUUGACAACUUGUGGUGCACCAUUUGUUUUAAUUAACGGAAAAUGUGAGCUGGAUGGAAUGUACAUUGCUGUUUUAUGUGAUUUUGACAUAGAUUCAUCAAAUGUCACAUAUACAGUGCUGACUCAAGAUCAGGAAAUUAGCAUAAGUGGAAAAAUCAGAGAAAUAUAUGACGCUAUCGGACUGGUUGGAUUAGAUUACCGUAAAAGAAGUGACAUGAAAUUAAGGUUGAAAUGGUAUGUCAGUAUGCCCUUUGAAACUGGCAUGUGGAGAUUGGUACAUUUAGAAUAUGAGAAAACCUUCUUGAAUUAUCUGAAAACAAUCUUCCCUUGUAUACUGUCAAAUGAAUGCAGCUAUACCAAGAGCAAGGCUGGGAGCAAGGAUAUUCCAAGAAUCAAACAAACAAUCAAUGUAUCAAGCAAUAAGAGGAUUGAAUCUGGAUUGAAUAAUCAAAAGACAAUCAAUAGCAGCAGCUCUACAGUUGAAAACAAGUUGUCGCCAGAAUUUAUAAUUCUUAUACUGACAUUAUGCUUUGCAUGGACCGUGUAACAAUUUUUCUCAUUAAUCAUAAUGUGAAAAUCAUUGUUUUGGUCUAAAGAUGUCACCACCACUACUGACCCAGAACAUAGUCAGAAAAUGUCAUCUUUGUUGACACUUUGUCAUGUUCAUGCCUUGUUUAUUUAUACAAUCCAGAAUAUAAUAUCUCUGUAUUCAUGCAAGAGAACCAAAAUAUUAUAUUGAAUAUGUUAUUAAAAAUAAUGAUAUAGAUUGAGUAAAU